AUGGCAGUCUUGAAUGAAGAUGAAUCCAAAAUGGCAAAAGAUUUUAGGAGACAGCCAGAUUGGGUAUUGCAAAAACUAGGGAUACAAAGGGAUAUAAUUCAAACCCCUAAGUCAGGAGGGAUAGAAGAUAGUGAGGGAGGUAGGCCAGUGAUACCUAAAUGUAGUCCCCCUCAUAUGAGAAGAAUAGAGAAGCCUUUUAUAACCUUUGAUAACCCAUUAUUAAAUGGAAUUAGAAGAUGGAGGGACGUGCAUAAGGAUCAAAGUGAAGAAAAUAACACAAAUAGAGGUAAUAUUAUAAAUAAUAAUAGAGGAAGUAAUAGGUAUGGCAGCAACCAAAAUAAUGGAAAUAAUGGAAAUAAUGGAAAUAAUGAUGACAAUUGUGGAAAUUCUAAUGGUGGAGGUAGAAACAACAAUAAUAGAAAUGGAGGUAAUCAUGGAAAUAACGACAAUAAUAAUGGUGGUGGAAACAAUGGGAACAAUGGUAAUUAUGGCAGAAAUGGUGGAUUCAGCAGAGGAAAUGUUAACAAUCAAAAUAACAAUCAGGGUAGCAGAUGGCCUAUGAUCAUUGAAAAAUAUAGGCAAUUGGAUUUCACUGGUAUUGUUGAUCUUUCCAGUCGGAUAUUAGUAAAUCGUUUUGCAGGAGCAUUAUUGAAGAAAAUGGAGCUAUCCAAAAGAAGGAAAGCCUUUAUCCCACAUUAUUUGUGGGAUAGGCUCUUUAAACGUUUAAGUCAUAGUGACUCGCAUGAUAACAAUCGAAAGACAAAUGGCUUUUGGUGUGAAGAAGGUUGA
This is a messenger RNA of Cryptomeria japonica (Japanese cedar), 789 nucleotides long. RefSeq lists its product as uncharacterized. The record is from RefSeq and is a predicted model, not a curated record. The coding region runs from base 1 to 789 and encodes 262 amino acids. NCBI's taxonomy places the organism in Eukaryota, Viridiplantae, Streptophyta, Pinopsida, Cupressales, Cupressaceae. The transcript is spliced from 2 exons.